This is a messenger RNA of Miniopterus natalensis, 857 nucleotides long. RefSeq names its product RAB37, member RAS oncogene family (gene RAB37). The record is from RefSeq and is a predicted model, not a curated record. Gene Ontology annotation, molecular function: GTP binding; GTPase activity. NCBI's taxonomy places the organism in Eukaryota, Metazoa, Chordata, Mammalia, Chiroptera, Miniopteridae.
AUGGCGGGCACGCCUGGCGCCGCUGGCACCCCUGGCACCCCGGACAGCGAGGCCCCCGAGCUCUCCCCGCCCUGCAGUCCGAGCUAUGAUCUUACGCUCAAGGUGAUGCUUCUGGGAGACUCAGGCGUCGGGAAAACCUGUUUCCUGAUCCAAUUCAAAGACGGGGCCUUCCUGUCCGGGACCUUCAUAGCCACCGUCGGCAUAGACUUCAGGAACAAGGUGGUGACUGUGGAUGGGGUGCGGGUGAAGUUACAGAUCUGGGACACCGCAGGGCAGGAGCGGUUCCGCAGUGUCACCCAUGCUUAUUACCGAGAUGCCCAAGCCUUGCUCCUGCUGUAUGACAUCACCAACAAGUCUUCCUUCGAAAACAUUCGGGCCUGGCUCACCGAGAUUCAUGAGUACGCCCAGAGGGAUGUGGUGAUCAUGCUACUAGGCAACAAGGCAGAUGUGAGCAGUGAGAGAGUGAUACGUUCGGAGGACGGAGAGACGCUAGCCAGGGAGUACGGAGUUCCCUUCAUGGAGACCAGCGCCAAGACGGGCAUGAACGUGGAGUUAGCCUUUCUGGCCAUUGCCAAGGAGCUGAAAUACAGAGCCAGGCAGCAGGCUGACGAACCCAGCUUCCAGAUCCGAGACUACGUGGAGUCCCAGAAGAAGCGGCCCAGCUGUUGCUCCUUCUUGUGAAUCCCAAGGGGCUCAGAGAAGGCUCCAGAGGCCCACAGUAUGCAGCCUUCUCCCCCAGAUCUGGUUGAUUCUGAGCAGCUGAGCCAAUGGGGAGAGAGUUGGGGGCCCAGUGCACAGCCCUUUCCCAACUGGGGGCUGUACCCUCCACCCCUACCCUAGUUCCUGUACCUUCCCUG